Guillardia theta CCMP2712 is the source of this 1029-nucleotide messenger RNA. RefSeq lists its product as hypothetical. The record is from RefSeq and is a predicted model, not a curated record. The transcript is spliced from 4 exons. The coding region runs from base 1 to 1029 and encodes 342 amino acids. Lineage: Eukaryota; Cryptophyceae; Pyrenomonadales; Geminigeraceae.
AUGCUCGAUUGUGCAUUCGCAGCUUUUCUCUUCCACUCCUCCCCCCCUCGUUCGCUCGUAGCCCGUCGCCAUGCUGCCAUGGACGCGCGAUGCUCGCUCAAGGAGGCCGUGGUCAUCACAGGAGGGACUAGCGGCAUAGGGCGCGCCAUAGCCCAGUCCCUCGCGGCAUCGACCGACUUCAAGGUGAUAGUGACAGGAAGGCAGCAGCAGCAGCAGCAGCAGCAGCAGCAGCAGGGGCAAGAAGAGGAGUCGCGCGUCACUUUCGUUCCCCUUGACUUGUCAGACCUCAACAGCGUCCGACAGUCGCAGGAGCUGCUGUUGCAGGAGCUGGAGGGCUGUCUCCUCACCCGCCUCGUCCUGUGCGCGGGCGUCUUCUUCGCUCCUCAGCUGAAGACCAAGGACGGCUUCGAGUCGCACUUUCAGGUGAACCAUCUCUCGCAGCAGCUCCUAUUCUCCAUGCUCGAGCCCGAGCUGCGCAAGUCGGCGGCCAUGGGCGGCGCCGACUCCCGCGUCCUGUUCCUUGCCUGCGGCUCCUCCCUCUUCGGGCAGGUGGACAUGGCGGACUGGGCGAAGCCCGAGGAGGCGGUGGGAGUACGAGGGGUCAGCGAGCGGCUGAGGAGAUCGUGUUCCUCCAAGUUGUGCAACCUGCUAGGGAUGCGGCAGAUCGCGAGGCAGUACCGAGAGCAAGGGAUCGUAGCCAACGCCAUCGACCCUGGCCUCACUUCCACCCGCCACUACCAGCACUUCCUCCCGCCUCUCCUCCAAAGGCUCCUCCUGGGGAACGCGCGGGUAGCGGCCAUCCUGGGGAGGAUCUUUCAGGUCAGGAGCGCAGAGCGAGCGGCAGCUGGUGCAGUCUGGCUGCUGACGACGGAGGAGGUGGAGGGGAUCACCGGGGAAUAUUUCGUACAGGAUCCCCUCGGGAUGAGGAACCCCCGGUACCUUACGCAGCUUCCAGAGCAUGUGCAGGACGAGGAGAUGGCAGCGGAGCUCUGGAGGUUUUGUGAACGCUGUGUCGAAGAGAGGAGGUGA